Molecule: messenger RNA, 976 nt
Organism: Racocetra persica
Lineage: Eukaryota; Fungi; Glomeromycota; Glomeromycetes; Diversisporales; Gigasporaceae
Source: the annotation of a GenBank genome assembly
AAUCCAAGUCAAGAAGACAAUGAUGAUGAUGUAACAGAAGUAAAGACAGAAAAAGGCGAUGCCUUUUUAAUGGCACUUAAUGCUAUUAAUAAUUGUAAGGCUGACUUAAUUGAACAUUUCAUGAUCGCUAGUAACUUGGCCCAGUCACAGAAAAAUAUUUCAAGUAGUAAUAUGGAAGGUGAAGUAUGGGAAAAUAUGCAUGAAGAGGGAGAUACCAAUCAAGAGAAUAUUUGUCAUAGUAUAAGUCCAGCUUUUAGUGUGUCAUCUAAGCCCAUUAGUGAUGAUGAGUCACGUAGGAGAAAACCAAAAAGGAUGAAAAGGGAGUCUAAGGAUGCACGAGUCGAAAUAUCAAAUAUAAGAUUGGAACUUCACAAAAACUGGCCUGACAUAAAGUUUGAAAGGUCUAGAGACCAAUUUGAGUAUAACGCACUUUGUGCUAUUGGGAAUGACUUAGAUUUAGCUUUAAGCACUUCAACGGCGGAUGAGGCCGGUUUGGAAACAGAUCACACUGGAAACAAAAACUCUAUUCACCAGAAAGAGAAAGAAAUAGACUGUAUAGUACCAAAAGAGAAAGAAAUGAUACAUUCUCGUAUUACAACUAUGGAGGCCUGGGGCACUACACAAAUAAUUGCACCUCAAGAUCGAAUAGACGACCAUUUGAAAAAAACCCGAGUAAUCUGGGAUGACUUCAUUGAUUUUUGUAAUGCAUAUAAACUAGUAGCUUUACCAGCCUCACAAAAUAGUGUAUUGGCAUACUUAAUCUGGUCAGACAUGCGUGGAAGAGCAUUGAAAUCUACACUUGUUCUUACAGCAAUAGCAAAUCAGCAUAGUGCGCACAACUUACCAGAUCCUACAAAAAACUAUAAACUCGAUUGUCAAACGAGUAGCAGAAGAUAUUCGAGUCACAGUUUGCGUAUAGGGGGAGCAACGACUGCAAUGAAAGCAGGUCUUUCAUUACCACAGAUAAUGGCCAUAG